AUGACAAUGAAGCUGGAUCAUCUCAUGCUCCUCCAGUUUGGGAAAGCACUUCUGACCAAGGAAAAUGUUGAUGCAACUGGGCCAUUUGGUCCAUAUUCGGCUGGUCAGAGUAGUGAUGCACAAGUCGACCCGAAGGACACUUUGGACAGAGGCACUAACGCCGGAUCAGGUUUCCAGACAGGUGUGACUUUACCAAGUGAGGACAGUGGUGAGGAAGGUGAAGUUCAGUCAACACCAGAAGGUUUUUCCCCCAAGACACCAUUUCUUGGCAUGAAAUUUGACACCUGGGAAGUUGCUCUGUCACAUUACAAUAGAGCCCAACAUAGUGAAGAGCGCAAAAUCAAAGACAUCCCUGAGUUGUUGAAAUACUUUGAGAAGCUAAAAGAGGAUGAUCCUAGGUUUUAUUAUGACUACAAGCUAGACGAUGACAAUAGGGUUGAGAACAUCUUUUGGGUUGAUGGUGCAGCCGGAGAUGUGUACAAGCUGUACAAUGAUUGCAUAUCGUUUGACACAACCUUCAUGACUAAUCAGUAUAACAUGCCUUGCGCACCAUUCAUUGGAAUCAAUAGAUAUGGCCAGUCCAUACAGCUUGGCUGUGGUUUUCUGAGGAAUGAGAGGGUUGCGAACUUUGAGUGGCUAUUCCGGACAUUCUUAGUAGCAAUGGAUGGUUUGCACCCUCUGAACAUCAUUACUGACCAGGAUAUGGCAUAUCAUGCAGAAGGUUCAGGAAAAAUUGGUCCUAUGGCAGCCAAAAGAGAAGACUUGAGAAGAGAUUUCAAUGAUGUUAUUGACUAUAGUGUUACUGAAGAAGAAUUUGAAACUAGUUGGGCUGAGAUGAUCCAAAAACAUGAUGUUGUUGAUAAUGAUCAUUUCAAGGACAUCUAUGAACUAAGGAAAUGUUUUGUUCCUGCUUAUUUCAUGAAGCGCUUUUUCCCAUUCUUGCAAACAACAGCUCGCAGUGAAGGGUUUAAUGCUGUUUUGAAGCAGUACAUACACCCACGCGAAAGCCUACUUAGUUUCUUCAAGCAGUACAUGAAAUUACAAGAGAAGAUUGAUUCUGCUGAGGAUGGGCAUGAUUUCAUGGGAAUGGACAAAGUUGUCAGGUUGUGGGGAGAUUUUCCAAUGGAGGAUCAAAAUUUGCAAACCUACACUCUACCCAUCUACAACAUUUUCCAGCUGGAGUUGCGGAAGAUAACAUCCUACAAUGCUAGGGACUGUGGUGGUGGUGUGUUUGAGGUUUUCCCAGUGCAAGGUACUGUCUAUGGUUAUGGCAGAAGAACCUAUGUGGUUGACGUUGACCUUGAAAAUCUCAUGUACAACUGCCAGUGCUGCAAGUUUUACAAGGAUGGAAUUCUUUGUUGCCACAUUAUGAAAGUAAUGUCUUACAUUGGUGAAGUGCGAGAGAUACCUGAGCACUACAUUCUACCUAGGUGGUCCCUACCCCCUCCUGAUAUUGUUCCAUCCAUUGUCGAGCCAGUAUAG
Messenger RNA from Lolium perenne, 1482 nucleotides. Its product is annotated as protein FAR1-RELATED SEQUENCE 3-like. The record is from RefSeq and is a predicted model, not a curated record. NCBI's taxonomy places the organism in Eukaryota, Viridiplantae, Streptophyta, Magnoliopsida, Poales, Poaceae. Gene Ontology annotation, molecular function: zinc ion binding.